AUGGCAGUUUCACAAUGGAUUGCGUUCAUUCUAUCAUUCCUAGCAACCAUGUACAACCACAACAUAGAAAUUGUGGAAGCUAAGAUGACACUUGACAUCGGUGUUAACUAUGGGACGUUGGGGGAUAACCUGCCUUCUCACGAAGAUGUGGUUCAGCUCUUCAAAGACAACCAUAUUAACAAGAUGAGGCUGUUCAAUCCUAAUCCGGAGGUACUUAAAGCGCUGAUGGGGCAAGGAAUCUCCAUAGUGCUAGGCAUUCCUAACGAAGACUUAGCCAGUUUGUCGGAAAGUCAAGAAGCUGUGGAUCAAUGGUUUGCUGUCAAUGUACAGCCCUACAUAGAUGACAUUGAAUUCAACUACAUUGCCGUUGGAAACGAGGUUAUACCAGGGGAAUUAGGCAGCUUUGUUUGGCAAGUAAUGCAGUAUCUACAGCACACCAUCGACGAAUACCACUACCAAAGCCUAAGGGUGACCACUGUUUUGCCAGCGACUGCCUUGGGAGUUUCAUAUCCACCUUCAGCCGGUCAGUUCAGCGGAGAGGCAGCCGGUAUCAUGGCUUCCAUUUGUCCCUUUUUGAAUUAUCAAGGGUCGCCCCUUAUGAUCAACGUGUAUCCUUACUUUGCCUAUGCGGCAAAAGCUUCCGAUAUUCCCUUAGACUACGCUCAAUUUACGGCAACAAAACCCGGGUUACAAGAUGGGAACUUGAGCUAUUACAACCUAUUUGAUGCCACAGUUGAUGCUUUUUUCUCAGCAAUAGAGAAAUCCGGGGGACCUGAUGUAGCCGUGGUGGUGUCUGAGAGUGGUUGGCCAUCUGCUGGGAACGGAGAUUUCACUGAUACAGAACUUGCCGGGACGUAUGUUAGAAAUUUCGUAAGACAUAUAACCUCCAACGUAGGAACACCGAAAAGACCCGGUGCUUACAUAGAAGGCUUCGUCUUUGCAAUGUUUAAUGAGAAUCAGAAACCUAGCGAAGAGGAGCAAAACUUCGGAAUAUUUUAUCCCAACAAGAAACCUGUGUAUCCUGUAUUUUAAGGAUUCAACAAAAACUUGUAUAUACGCAUUAAUAAAGUCACAUAUCCCAGUUUUUCUGUGAGCUUUCUACUCCAUUUCAUCUUGUAUUUUCAAGCUCUUAAGUCUAUAAAACAUUAACCAAUUAGCUUGUUCAGAAUUGAUCAUGUAAGAACAACUUCUGCUAAAAGAGCACGUACAAAUUUGUAUUAAAAGCCAAAGCAAUCCAUGCUAAAGCACUUGGAAUUGCUUCUUGAAGAAGCACAUCACAAAGUGCUUCCAUGACCUAGAAGCGCUUUUCAAUUUUUGGAAAAAAAUAGUCAAAAGAGCAAUCUCUCGUACUUUUUAGCCUUGUCAAAAGCAAUCAUAAACAAAAGCAAAAUCAUCUCAAAAUCAUGUAAACAACCACAUAACCUUAUUAUAUUAUUUGAACCAGAUCACUCAAUAUCCAAAUGGUAACCUUAAAAUAUUUGAACCAGAUAAUUCGACAUCCAAAUGGUACAAGUACAAUUUC
Molecule: messenger RNA, 1522 nt
Organism: Pyrus x bretschneideri (Chinese white pear)
Lineage: Eukaryota; Viridiplantae; Streptophyta; Magnoliopsida; Rosales; Rosaceae
Product: probable glucan endo-1,3-beta-glucosidase BG5
Exons: 1
Coding region: 1-1032 (343 amino acids)
Biological process (GO): carbohydrate metabolic process
Cellular component (GO): plasma membrane
Molecular function (GO): hydrolase activity, hydrolyzing O-glycosyl compounds
Source: RefSeq, a predicted model, not a curated record